This is a messenger RNA of Talaromyces rugulosus, 1761 nucleotides long. RefSeq lists its product as uncharacterized. The transcript is spliced from 6 exons. NCBI's taxonomy places the organism in Eukaryota, Fungi, Ascomycota, Eurotiomycetes, Eurotiales, Trichocomaceae. The record is from RefSeq and is a predicted model, not a curated record. Gene Ontology annotation, molecular function: flavin adenine dinucleotide binding; oxidoreductase activity, acting on CH-OH group of donors. The annotation marks the transcript as partial.
AUGAGUUCCACGACAGAACCGGAUCACUACUACGACUAUAUUGUCUGCGGUGGCGGCACUUCAGGAUGUGUGCUCGCAGCACGUCUUGCGGAAAACCCUGGCGUAACUGUCCUUGUCAUCGAGGCAGGCCAGAGUAGCAAAGAACUCGAAAAUGUGCACAUGGUCGGGGGAUGGUCGCAAAAUUUUGACUCCGAAACCGAUUGGAAUAUCGUCACGGAACCAAUGGCCGGGGUAAACGAUCGUCAAGUGAAAUUGAGCCGAGGAAGAUUCCUUGGAGGAUGCAGCGGCUGUAAUGGAACACUUUGCAUUCGUGGGUGCAAGCAGGACUAUGACGACUGGACGAUGGAGGGCUGGAGUGGCGAUGAAUUCUUCAAUGCUAUGAGAAAGGCCGAGACCUUUCACAGCAAGCCAUGGUUCAAAGAAGAUGCAAAGAGUCACGGCUCCUCCGGGCCUUUACACACCGAGCCCCAUGACCUCGCCCCCAUCUCAAACCUCUUGAUGGAUUCCUUCGUCUCCCAAGGUUUGCCCUUGGAUCCAGAUAUGUUCAGUACCGGAGAAACACCACAUGGAGCCGGGCAUGUUGUCCGCACCGUAUACGAGGGCCUCCGAACCACCAGUGCGGAUUUCAUUCUGAACGAGAAGGAGCAAGUAGGAAACAUCAAGAUAAAGACCGAUACUUCUGUCAACCGCGUGGUCUUGGAAGGAGACGCAGCUUCUGGCCUGCGUGCCACGGCAGUCCAAGUCCAAGGUGCUGAUGGUAUUGAGCACACAUACUUUGCAAGAAAGGAGAUUGUCAUUAGCUGUGGCGCUUACUGUAGCCCGGCCGUUCUCCUGCGCUCCGGUAUUGGGCCAAAAGAAGAGCUGGCUAAGCACGGUAUCGAAUGCCUGGUCGAUCUGCCUGGUGUCGGAAAGAAUUUGAUGGACCAUCUUAUUGUUUUCAUGUUCUACGAGACUGAAAAGGAGGGUCUGACAACCGACCACCAUGUUUACCAUGGUGAUAAUUUCGCAAAGACCUAUGCGCUCUGGAAAGAGAAGAAAGAGGGCUUUCUGUCCACGUUCCCCUUUGGUGUAUUUGCCUUUGCUCGGCUUGACGAACGCCUGAAGGAUGAGCCUCUGUGGAAGAAUGCUCACCGUCAACCCGGCCGUGACCCAAUGGGUUUGACUCCGAAACAACCAAACAUUGAAUUCUUCACCACUGAGUGCUACGGUGGUCCGAAGCAAUACAACCAGUUCCCAGUAGAUGGCAAAUAUGCAUUCUCGAUGAUUGCCGAGCUAUUCGGGCCCCGAUCGCGAGGCUCUGUAACGCUCAAUUCCAAAGACCCUCUCCAAAAUCCCAUUGUAGACUGUAAUUACCUUUCAGACCCGUUGGACAUGUUGGUUCUCUCCGAGGCCUGUCGAUUCGGCAAUGAGAUUGUGAUGAAUGGGGCUGGUACAAAGGAUAUUGUCAAAGGGUCUUGGCCUCCAUCUUCUGGCCACCACGCCUUCAAAACGCGAGAGGAAUGGAUUCCGUAUGUCAAGGAACAUGCCACUACCUGUAUGUUCCCAUACUUUACUUCUGCCGCUUGCUACCACGCUUCCGGUACAUGCGCCAUGGGCAAGGAUGACAGCCCUAUGGCCGUGCUGGACAACAAACUGCGCGUGCGAGGUGUAUCUGGACUACGGGUAGCCGAUUGCAGUGUUAUGCCAGCUUUACACAGCGGCCACACUCAGAUGCCCGCUUAUGGAAUUGGUGAGAGAGCUGCGGAUAUAAUAAAGGAGACA